Messenger RNA from Ipomoea nil (Japanese morning glory), 1263 nucleotides. RefSeq lists its product as uncharacterized. Bases 1 to 1263 code for a protein of 420 amino acids. The record is from RefSeq and is a predicted model, not a curated record. Lineage: Eukaryota; Viridiplantae; Streptophyta; Magnoliopsida; Solanales; Convolvulaceae. The transcript has a single exon.
AUGGCACAAACAGAGGAUGAACAAGACUGGACACCCAAUGAAGAUAAUGAUGGUGCUGAAAGAGUAAGAUCCCGAGCCCAAAAGAAGUCUCAGCUACCUACCAAGGAGAAAGAAAAACAAAAGAAGAAACCAACCACCAAAAGGGAUAAACUGUCCAGCAAGGAAAAGGGGAAACAGAAAGUAGGUACUAAUGCUGACAUGUCAUACCUACCAAAACCACAUAGUACAACCUUUCUGAGAAGAGAAGCAGUAAGUUUAUGGAAAAGAAUAAUAGAAAGGAAAAUCAUUAGCCAAAAACUGCUUCCCAUAGAUAAGCUAGACAAUCCAGAACAGAUUCAAGAUAUAUUAAUCACAAGUCAACUCCAGGGAACAGUGACCAAUAUAGAACCCUAUGAUGAACAGGUUAUACAGGAGUUCUACUGCAACAUGACAAAAACCAUCUCUACACCUAGUAGUCCUUUGUAUGGAAAGGUAUAUGUAAGAGGCAGUUUCUAUGACUUCACUCCAGACAUCAUCAACAGAUAUCUAGGAACACCAGAAGCAGAACAAAACAUGGAAAUAAAUAGUGAGCAAGUUGCACAAGAGCUCACAGCUGGAAAUGUCAUUUUUGAAAAGAACAAGAUCAAAGCAGCUUCCCAAACAAGCAAAUAUGCCACCCUCCAGAAAAUAGCUCUAGCAAACUGGAUGCCAUCACUUCACGAAUCCACUGUGAAAUGGACCUUAGCAGAGCUAUUAUACAAGAUAGGGAAAGGAGUUAAACUCAACAUGGGUGUCAUUAUCUACUCACAAAUCACAAACCUAGCUGAAGACACAAAAUCCAACACUUCCUUAAUUUUUCCAAACCUCAUCUUUGGCAUCUUGACAAAACAGAAUCUCAAGACACAUGGCCCAAAAACCAUUGUCAAGAACCUCAACACCACAGUAAAAUUAAGGAAGGGAAGCCAUCAAAAUGACCUAAGAUCCUCAGCCCCAAAGAAGAAUCCUCUAGACUCCAAGACACUAAUCAACUAUUUUGAGAGAAGACUAACAGAAUUGGAGAUCUCAGAAAAACAAAUCCUAAGGAAACACAUGGACAUCAAGGAAGAAAGAACAGAGAUAUCAGAAUGGUUAGCAAUCCUAAAAGCAGCUAAUGAAGAAGAUCAUGAAGAAGAUCAAGAAUCAGAAGAAGAAAGCCAGGAGCUCUCUCAAGAAAAGGAUGAGCACACUCAAGAAAAGGGUGUUGAAACCCCUGUUUCAACAUCAAAUUCAGAAAAUAGACCUUGA